AUUUUCUCAUGAUAACGAGUUAAUUAUUCAUGCAUUUGUAUUAAUUAUUAAUACAUUUCUUUAAGUUUAUUAAUUUUGUUUCAUGAAUGUGCAUUCAUUUUGUUUAACUGUUAAAGACAUUAAGACCAUCCGGUUUGCUGUGAGACUUCCAAGCCAAUCCACUGUACGUAGUGACCCCCACACCAUCUCCACAUAGCCGACUUGACUGUGACCUCAGACUUUUUUCAUCAAAUUUAUGUCAUGGGUAAUUUAGCAAGAUGUCAUGUGUACUCAAAUGAAAAUGGCUCACACCUACACCCUCUGAAGAGAUGAAAAUUUUAUUUCCGAUCUGAAAUUCUGUUUAGUUCUGGUGAACAUGAUUUCAUAUUUAAUCUGUCAAUAAUGAAUGAACGUAAAAAUUAAUACAUGAAUAAAUAAAUAAAUAAAUAAAUACAAGUGCCUAAAACAAAAUGAAUUAAUUUUAAAUACAAAAUAAAGUUUUAAUAAUUCAUAAAUAAUUGAGUAAUUAUCACAAGAGAACAAGCUUUCCCUUCUCGAGAUAACGAGACAUAUUAACUCAUUACCAUGAGAAAAUGGCAUUUAAAAAUUAUUGCAAGCACACUAGUCUCGGCUUCUACAGAAAGUAGAAAUUGGGCUCUCCAAUAUAGAUAAAGUGAAAUCUGAAACGAUAUGUGUGUGCUUCGUUAGCCAGCCUUAGAUUUGGAAUUGUCAUAUGUCUGUUGUACUUGCUUUGAAUUGAUUUAUGUAUGAUUUGAAGUUUGAUAAAAUGCAGCACUUUAAAAGAGAUCUACAUUUUAAGAGCGAUUUGACUAGUUUCAAAGUUUGCUUUUUUUUUUCCUGAGAGAAUAUUAGGAGAAUAGGAGGUGAAUAAUUAUAACAAAUAAAACUGACAAUCAUGUUUCUGUUUAGACUUUGUUCCUUAAAGCUGAAAUAUAUAGUUUUUAAUAUCAAAAUUUUAAACAUAUUGACAUCACAUAUGGAAGUAGGUACUAAAAACAUACUUGUAAAGUAUGUUAAAAUGGGAUGUUUAAAAUGCCAACCUCACUGUGGGAAAUGAAACAUCUGAGUCUAUAGCCUGUUUAAAGAAACUGGCGCCAUUAUCUGCUUAUCUUGUGUAAUUUUACGAUUUGGUAAUUUAAGUGUUUGAUUUUCCACCUUUGUCAGCUGAAGAAAUGUAUUCAUGCAAAUGUUUUGUCUCUCCCGCCCCUCUCUACACACGUGUGAUUUCCACAAGGUUCAGAGAGGAAGGAAGGGAUCUUGCUAACACAUGGCUCCAACCAACAAUUUAUGCUUUGCAGACAGUUAAUUUAAUUCAAUAUAAUGGACAUACCAGGCAACAUAUGGUUGGAUGCCAACAAACCUUUCCUGGGUGAAAUGCGAAUUUCAUGGAGAAACUCGACAAGUUCCAUGCUGUCCUUUUCUCCACGUGGAAAGCUGCUGAUGGAGGUCCUCAUGGUGCUCAUGUGUGUCGGUGCAGUAACGGGAAAUAUCCUGGUCAUCAUGAUUGUGGUGGCAACAAAGACAUUCCACUGUAUGACGUCUGUGCUCAUUAUUAAUUUGGCAAUCAGUGACUUCCUGGUUGGCAUUGGUGUCAUGCCAUUUGUGGCCGUUUCCAUCAUGAAUAAUGGAUGGGUGAACUGCACUGACUUAUGUCUUUAUGUGGGUUACACCUCUUCAGUCUACUGCAGUGCUUCAAUCCUAACACUUGCAGCUAUUGCUUUGGAUCGCUAUUACUCCAUUGUGGACUGUCUGCGUUAUAAUUCACGCUGUACUGCAUGGCGAACUGGCACAGCUGUAUUAUGGAUCUGGCUGCAGGCCAUGCUCACCAGUUGUCCACCUCUCCUAGGCUGGAGUAACAUCAGUUUUGUGAGCCCUAUGUAUAGCUGUGUUGUCAACUGGGCUAGCAGUCCCAGCUAUACAGUGUUCAUGGCAGCUCUCUGCUUUCUCCUUCCUGCCAUAGUCAUUCUCUUUUGCUAUGUGAAGAUUGUGCGAGUGGCCCAGAAUCAUGCUCAGAGGAUCCACAACCUUCAGCAGCACUUUCAACACAGCAGGGACCACCACAUAUCCUCACCAUUUGAAUCAUCCCACCCCUGUUCAGCUGUGGACCUAGAAAUGCAUGACCCAUCCAGACUUGUGUAUUAUGUAAGUGGGAGGCUCGUAUCAGAAUCUCAGUUCAGUGGUCCUCAUCCUAACGCAGAUCUGACAGGAGAACCAACUUCACAACUUGAAGGGAAAAGCAACUCCAGACAUCCCAGUCGACGUCUACAUACCUUCCUUGCUCAUCUCCAGAGUAGUAGCACUCUGCACAACAGUCACCCCCAGCAACAUGGUGUUGUGAGGCUUUUCCUGGUUAUUGCUGCUUUCUUCUUCUGCUGGACACCUUACAUUGGAGUUGCUUUGGUGCAGGCCACUGAGACUGCCCUCUCCCGAUCAGCAAGCCAGGUGCCACCUGCUGCUGUCACUUUCUCAUACUGGCUUGUGCUGUUCAACUCAGACAUCAACCCAUUACUGUAUGCUCUACUCAGCAAGCGAUUCCAGGGGGCAUUGCAGAACCUCAGGAAGAAGAUCCAGGCCAGGUUGGGUAUGGUUCAAAGGGCAGAAGAGGGAAGAACAAAUGGAGAAGGAGGAAGGAUCACAACUCCCAAUAAUGUAAUGGCUAGUGUCACAGAUCAGCAUCACGAAGAUAGUGGAUCCCAUCAGAAUGGGUCUGUGUACUCCUCUGUUUUCACAAUGAAUACUACUUUUCCCAAAAGCUAUAAGCAAGAAGCAAAUGAAGUCUUUCUGCCAGGGAGUAUGUUAUCAUCUUCCUUUUCUACUUCUUCCUCUUCUGUUUCCCUUUGCCGUAAGUGCAGUAGAAAUACCCCAGGAAAGUCAGACUGCCUGCAAGUUUCCACCAAACCACAAGGGUGGGACAAAACACACCGUACUUCUGUAAUCAAGGAGAGACAUGCAACGUUUUUUUAUGGCCAGAUUGCAGUACGAGUGGAACAGGAAAUUUGCUGAGCCUGCAUUGGAGGAUUUGAUUAUAAACAACCUGGAAAUUAACCUGCAUGGUAUUUUAACUAUUAUAUUUUAGGAAUUAUGUCUUUAAUUGUAUUUAUGCUUCUGGCUGCAUGGAAUGAUAUUUGAAUAAAUGAUUAUUUAUGCAGCAUUUAAUCUUAUAUUUUGAACAUGGUUGCACCCCCGUUUAGUUUAUGGCACUAAUUUAAAAUUAAGAAGAAAAACUGAAAGGAAAUAAAUGUGACAAUCCAAAGCUUAAAAAAGGUGAUGGGAUAAAAACUCAUAGAAUAAAAACAGAGUAGAUUUUAGAUUUUGAAGUAAU
Messenger RNA from Neoarius graeffei (lesser salmon catfish), 3322 nucleotides. RefSeq names its product G-protein coupled receptor 161. Lineage: Eukaryota; Metazoa; Chordata; Actinopteri; Siluriformes; Ariidae. Gene Ontology annotation, molecular function: G protein-coupled receptor activity. The transcript has 4 exons. Gene Ontology annotation, biological process: G protein-coupled receptor signaling pathway. Gene Ontology annotation, cellular component: membrane. The record is from RefSeq and is a predicted model, not a curated record. Bases 1321 to 3003 code for a protein of 560 amino acids.